CAGUCACAUAUAACAAACAAGAAAUUAACACCUCCACCAUACUCCUUAACAAAGAGCAAGAUGCCUCCUAAAUUCGAUCCCAAUGAAGUGAAGACCGUCAUCAUGAGAGCCGUCGGUGGUGAAGUUGCCGGUGGUUCUACUCUUGCUCCUAAGAUUGGUCCCUUGGGUUUGUCUCCUAAGAAGGUUGGUGAAGAUAUCGCCAAGGCUACUAAGGACUGGAAGGGUCUUCGUGUUACCGUCAAGUUGACCAUCCAAAACCGUCAAGCCGCCGUCUCUGUCGUUCCUUCUGCCUCUGCUUUGGUUAUCAAGGCUUUGAAGGAACCCGCUCGUGACAGAAAGAAGGACAAGGGUGUUGUCCACUCUGGUAACGUUUCUAUUGACGAGAUUGUUGAAGUUGCCCGUACUAUGCGCUUCAAGUCUCUCGCCAAGGACCUCUCUGGUACUGUUAAGGAGAUUCUCGGUACUGCUUUCUCCGUUGGUUGCACUGUUGAAGGUAAGAACCCUCACGAUGUUCAAAAGGAGAUUGACAGUGGCGACAUUGAGAUCCCUCAAGAGUAAAAAUGUUCUUUUGAUAGGACUGAAAAGAAUUGAUUUUUGUUUUUAAUAGAACCGGGGUAUUUAUGGAAAUAUAGGGACGUAUUCCUUGAAUUAGAUACCUUGCUUUGGUUACAACACGUACAAUGGCUUAAUAAAGAAUUAUCACCCUAGCAUUUAUGAAAUAGGUUGAUGAUGUAUACUUUGUAGUGAGCAAGGAAGUGUAUGAGAGCAGUAUUUGAAAUGUCAUCGGUGGUAACUGUGUGGGUUUUAUUGGCGG
Messenger RNA from Schizosaccharomyces octosporus yFS286, 814 nucleotides. RefSeq names its product 60S ribosomal protein/L12A. Gene Ontology annotation, molecular function: structural constituent of ribosome; large ribosomal subunit rRNA binding. Lineage: Eukaryota; Fungi; Ascomycota; Schizosaccharomycetes; Schizosaccharomycetales; Schizosaccharomycetaceae. The record is from RefSeq and is a predicted model, not a curated record. Gene Ontology annotation, cellular component: cytosolic large ribosomal subunit; ribosome. The coding region runs from base 61 to 558 and encodes 165 amino acids. The transcript has 2 exons. Gene Ontology annotation, biological process: translation.